Molecule: messenger RNA, 363 nt
Organism: Eimeria mitis
Lineage: Eukaryota; Apicomplexa; Conoidasida; Eucoccidiorida; Eimeriidae
Exons: 2
Coding region: 1-363 (120 amino acids)
Source: RefSeq, a predicted model, not a curated record
AUGAACACCAACAACUCCUGGGCCCACUCGCCUGCUGCUGCAGCAGGAGGUGCAGCAGAUGCAGCAGAUGCAGCAACAGCAGCAACAGCAGCAGCAGCAGCAGCGCAGCCUGCUGCUGCACAGAAACCCGUUGAUCCUGCAGUCUGUGCAGAAGUUGAGCGACGCAUGCAGCACGCCGAUGACUUCUGGAAGCAGCUGGAAGCAGCAGCAGCAGCAGCAGCAGAAGUGGGGCCCCAGAGAGCACCACGGUUUGUUUCUGUAUUCCGACAAGCCCACGAGAAGAAGCUGCAGGCAGCAAACUUAGAGCAGCUAGAUCAACUAGCAGCACAGAUAUUCUCCGCUCUGCAGCAGCAGCAAAACUAA